GAAGAAGAAAGACGCCUCUACCGGCUUGUACGCGUGUUAUUUUUUUCAUCGCUCACAUUUUUUAAUUUCAUUGAUAAAUCCGGGUUAAAUUUUUUUUUAAAAAGCUGGAAUAAUAAUGGAAGCACCGAAAAAGCAAUUAAUUCUACCGGAAUUACCUGUUAAUGAACAUGGUUGGGGACCAGUUGAUAAUCUAAAAUUAUUCAAUGGAAUGUCCUAUCAAUCAUUUAAUAAAAAUGAUCGUCUUGGUAUGGUUGCCGAUUGGACUGGUGAUACUUAUUCGGAUAAUCGUUUGUUGAGUAAGUUUCUUUCUGAUUUUGGAAACAGCAAUUUUAUUUUUGUUUUCUUUUUUUUUUCAGUGAAAUAUCAAGUUCAAUAUGGUGCCAAUCAAUAUCGUAAUAUGAUUGAAGAUGAAGAUUCAUUUCAGGUUGUUGAUCAGACUAAAAAUCAACGUACACAACGUAGUAAAAUUCGUAUGGGACAGAAUCUACGUGGUCGUAAUCAACGAAACAAUCAUAAUGCAUUUCGUCGUAAUAAUCGUCAAAAUACACGUGGCAAAUAUGGUAAUAAAUCGAAUAAAAAAUAUGAUAAUAAAGGACAGAAUUCAAAAAAACGUGAAUCAUCUGUUAAUGUACGACCGGAAUGGAAAAUUUUGGAAGAAAUGGAUUUUCCACGUUUAUCCAAAUUAUCGUUGCCGAAUAUUGGCGAUGGACAUGAUAUUUAUACAGCCGGUUCAAUGGAAUAUUAUGAUAAAACAUAUGAUCGUAUAAAUUCAAAAAUGGAAAAACCAUUACAACGUAUUAAUCGUAUAUUUCAUAAAGUAACAACAACUGAUGAUCCAAUCAUUCGGAAAUUAUCAAAAAUUGAAGGAAAUGUUUAUGCUACAGAUGCAAUUAUUGCAACAUUAAUGUGUGCAACAAGAUCAGUAAAUUCAUGGGAUAUUAUUGUACAACGUUUUAAAGAUAAAUUAUUUUUCGAUAAACGUGAUGAUUCUGAUUUUGAUCUAUUAUCAGUGAAUGAAAGUGCAGCCGAACCACCAUAUAAUGAUGAUCCAAAUAGCAUUAAUAAUCCAAGAAAUUUAGCAUUGGAAGCAACAUUUAUUAAUCAUAAUUUUUCACAACAAGUUUUGAAAAAAAAUGGUGAAAAAUAUAAUUUUGAAAAUCCAAAUCCAUUUGUUGGUGAUGAUGAAAAUGUUGAAGUUGCAUCGGUUGGUUAUCGUUAUCGUAAAUGGAAUCUUGGUGAUGGUGUUAAUCUGGUUGUACGUUGUGAACAUGAUGCCGUUACAUAUGGUUCGAAUGAUGAACAACAAUUAAUGAAUAUUAAAGCAUUGAAUGAAUGGGAUUCAAGAAUUCCCGGAGCUAUUGAUUGGCGACGGAAACUUGAUGUACAACGUGGUGCUGUAUUGGCAAAUGAAUUGAAAAAUAAUGCCUGUAAAUUGGCUAAAUGGACUGUACAAUCAUUGUUGGCCGGUUCACAUCAGAUAAAAUUUGGUUAUGUUUCACGUGUGAAUUUUCGUGAUUCAACAAAACAUUCGAUUCUUGGUACACAACAAUUUCGACCACGUGAAUUUGCCGAUCAAAUUAAUCUGAAUCUGGAUAAUGCAUGGGGUAUUUUACGUUGUAUUAUUGAUCAAUGUUUAAAAUUGGAUGAAGGAAAAUAUCUUAUACUAAAAGAUCCAAACAAACCAAAUUUGAUUAUUUAUUCAAUACCACCGGAAACAUUUGAAACCGAUGAAGAUGAUGACGACGACGAUGAUGAUGAUGAUGAUGGUGAUGAUGAUAAAUCGAAUGAUGUUAGUGAAUCACCAAUGGUUCCAACAACAGUGGCUAAUGAUAAAAAGUAAAUUCAUCUUUAAAAUGAAUCAAUCAAUCAAAUUUAUUCUUCGGUUAUUCUCUUAAAUCAUAUUACAAAUUUUUUAAGAAUUUUUUCAUACCCCCUCUCAAAAAAAUAGCAUUCA
Messenger RNA from Dermatophagoides pteronyssinus (European house dust mite), 1954 nucleotides. Its product is annotated as eukaryotic translation initiation factor 3 subunit D-like. NCBI's taxonomy places the organism in Eukaryota, Metazoa, Arthropoda, Arachnida, Sarcoptiformes, Pyroglyphidae. The record is from RefSeq and is a predicted model, not a curated record. Gene Ontology annotation, molecular function: translation initiation factor activity. Gene Ontology annotation, cellular component: eukaryotic translation initiation factor 3 complex; cytoplasm. Gene Ontology annotation, biological process: translational initiation.